This is a messenger RNA of Petromyzon marinus (sea lamprey), 4686 nucleotides long. RefSeq names its product thioredoxin domain containing 16 (gene TXNDC16). NCBI's taxonomy places the organism in Eukaryota, Metazoa, Chordata, Hyperoartia, Petromyzontiformes, Petromyzontidae. The record is from RefSeq and is a predicted model, not a curated record.
UGAGCAGCCUAAUUAGCAAGGGACCGCGGCCAUGUGCGUACAUUUGACAGGGAAGGGUUAUUUAAGCCGUCAAGUGAGCGCGGCCCCUCAAAGGCAACCCAUGUUCCGCGUUUAUAACGCUAUGCAGGAUAAACACGUUAUAAAUAUUCCCAAACUGCAGCCAACAGCUUGAAAAAUAAACCAACCGAAGGUGGCGCUACACAGUCAUGCUGCUGCUGCUGCCUCUGCUGCUGCUACUGCAGCAGUCUGGGCUGUCGCUCUGCACAGUCCCGACUCUCAAAUCCACCGACAUGAACACCGUGGUCAAUUCUCCAUAUUCUUCCCUAAUUUAUUUUAAACAGAAAAGUACCAUCCAAGUGAAACAUUUUUUGAAGAAUCUGGAUAACGCUUCUGAACUGCUUAAGCAGUAUGCGAUUUCAGUGUGGCAGGUUGACUGCCAAGAAAACCACGUGGAGCGCUUUUGUGAGAAAGACAAUAUUAUCAACAAAGCCUAUCUCUUUCAGCUGAACAAACUACCUCAGCCCCUUUACCUCGAUACUCUAUUUGAUGUCGACUCUAUAAUGGCCAACACUCUGCACUUGCUUUUGAUGGAGGAGGUGAGAUUUGUCCAAGAUAAGCAAGGGCUGCAAAUCCUCAAGGACACAGAAAAGGGCCGUAGAGAUGUUGUGUUUGCUUAUCUCCGUGCUACUGGUCUUCCAGAACACAGAAUAUUCAUAGAAAUGGCAUUUGUUUAUGGAAACAAAUUCAUCUUUGCCUUCUCAACAGACCAAAACAUUCUAAAGGACCUUGGAGUGUUAGAGAGCUCCUUCUCCCCACACCUAUGGCUCAUCAACUGUGGGGAUUUGUCACUGAGCGAUGGCCAGCCAUGCCCCGAGACCGCCUUCCGGCAGCCUUUCACCUUGCCUUACUUGCAUCGUUUCUUUAAGCUCGCUUCAGGGCCAUCUUAUGUUGAAACAACAGAGGAUCCUGCACAUGUGCAGACAAUUUUUUCGGAGCUGCACAUCCCAGAGGUGUUUUUGUUUUCACGGAGAGAGACGUACCAAUAUGACAAAAUCACCGCGCGCACCUUGUCCCAUCGCCUGCUGGGCUCAGCCGGUGUCGUCCUUGUCCGCUGUGAGGAACACGGAGUUGCAUUUCCAACUGAUUUCAAUGUCGCCUACAGAGGUGCAAAUCCAAGCGCAAAGGUGGAGCAUCUGUUGAUGCAGUCUUUUGAGGCGGUGAUCACCCGUGUGGAGCGGGAGGAGACGCAUGGCUCCGAGCAGGAGCCAGAUCACAGUGGUUAUGGUCAGCCCCAAGAAGAAGAUGAUUAUGACCCCUCUUCCUCAGACUUUAUGCCACUUUGGGCCAUGCAGGAUGAUGAAGUUGUAAUGGCUGUAGAAAAAAUAAAAAAUAAGAAGCUCAACCUGGAAGAGUCAGUCCCUGCACUCACAGACGUCGGCUACCAAAGGGUCUUAUCGCAGCCAAACAUGGAUCUAGUCAUCUUCUAUCUUGGCUGGGAUGCUGUCUCUAAAGCUUUUUUAUGGACCUUUGCAGAAGUUGCCAAAAAGAUAUCAGCAGCCUUCAGCGGUGUUGGCAGACGAGUCUCCCCGUGGCGCGUGGACUGUGCCGAGUGGACGGAUGUUUGCCAGCAUGCCAACGUGAGCCGCCUCCCCGCGGUGUUGCUCUUUUCAUCACUGGUUCAGAGGCCAACCGCCUACCCCGGAACCUUGUCGAGGGAUGCGCUUCUCAGCUGGGUGGCGAUGAUUAGAGUAGACAGCCCACUACCGUUGCACUCGGUGGAAGAAGCGAUGGCUUUCUUGCGAGGGGAUCUGCCCAGCUGUGCUGCCGACCUUUGCAAUGCCUCUGUCCUUGCACUGCUCACGGUCAACAUGCCUGCUGAGAUCACAGCCUUUGUUGAAGCCAGUAAGGCCUUGAGAGGAGAAGUUCUGAUGGGAUUGUGCAUCACCGAUCGUGUGGCCUUGGAUGUGUCCACUCAACUUGGCAGUUCCAUUCCUUCCAUAAUUGUCUUCAAACGAGGGGAGCCUUCUUUAAAGACAGUUGUGUUCCCACGGCCGAUCAGCGCAGAUGUCACUGUGAAAACUAUCCGCGACUCCAGCCAGCCUGCAUUUGCAGAGCUGAGCGUGUCGCUGCUACCGGAGCUGCUGCGUGUCGGCCGGCCUCUCUUAAUCCUGUUUGUUGGAGGCCGCAAUGGAGCCUCCGUGUCAGCCAUGCGCACACUGGAAGCCGCAGCUCGAAGCGGGGCUCUGGCUUACAGCACGGCUUGCUGGAUGGACAUUGUGGACAACCCAGUGGGCUCGGAGAUACUGGAGACAUACUUGCCGAGGACAGCCAACCCACCGGAGCUGGUGUUGGUGAACCCACACAGGGGCGCAGGACAGGUCUACGCGUUUCCCAAAUCUGACAAGCCACUCACCGCCUCUGCCAUCUCUAUGUGGCUUUCGAGUAUCCGGCUUGGAAACCUACAGCCGACAGCUGUUCUGCCAGACAAGACAUGGCCUCCGUCACGCCAAAAUCUGGACUUUCUGGCCAUCAUGGAUGCCGAAUCACCGGGGUUCGCCGAGAACCGUCAGCCGAAUGGAGCCGACACCGACGACAGAGAUGCAGGAGACAGUGAAGAAGAUUACGAUGACAACGAUGGCACUGAGCAUAGCGGGCAGGAGGAGUGGAGUGAAAGGGAUUUGAAUCACAGGGUGUCGUCUGCUUACAAUGGGAGGGAGGAAGGAUUCCUACCAGGACGUGCACCCCAAAGCGCUGGCACCGGUCAUUUUGCCCCUACUGAGAAAAUGCACCAAACCCGGCCACCCCCGCAAAGCCAGCCUCAUGACAGACAUGUCGAGCUAUGAGUGAGAGCGGCACUUUUAUUUUCCCCACCCCGCUCUUAAUCCAAAAAUAUAUUAUACAGCUGCCCGUGUGUUGGUAUGUCCUUUCUUAUCGUCGUGCAUGCUGUGUAUCUGACGUUUUUUAAUAACGUUGGGUGUUGCCUUGCCCCGCGCUCUUUGCAGGGGAGGGUACUCCAUGCCAAUCAAAGUGCAGCUGUUUUGUUCCAUGUGAAAAAAAGCUCACCUUUUAGCCCAUCCGGCUCUGUUAAGCUUCACUUGUCAAAAUCAAUAUCCCACCAUUUGUCCAAAAGUAUUAUCCGAUACAUCCUUUGACCCAGCUCCCACACACAUACACUGGUCAUUCGUUACUGUCUCUGGAUUGUGGGAGUGCCAUUCACCAGAUCUUUAGAUAGUGUUUCCCCCCCUCGUGUGCGUGAGGUUUUUUUUCUCUCCAUGUGCUCUGGUUUCCUCCUACACAUAUAUAAACACUCGUAAAUUGGCUUCAAACUCAAUUAAAAACUACAAACCCAGUGCUGGACCAUCCUGAAAAAGAGUCCUAUGACUCAGUGUGGCUUUCCCCUAAAAACAACAAUUAUCCCAAAAUAAGUGCAUUAAAGCUUUGUUGUGGACAUACUGAAAUAUGUUGGACAUUGUAUACAUAUGAAAGUGAUCAUGAAACCCUAGAAUAAUUUUAAUGUUUAUCAAUUAGUUGUGCCAUGUUCCAAAUUGUUCUCAUAACUUCAGGCGAACUAGAGCAUAUUUAAUAGACGUUUCCCAAUUGUUCCUAUUCGCGAAAUGAAUCUGGACAACCAUAAACGAAUGACAUCAUAAAAACAACUUCAUGUAUAUUAUGAUUUAUGAGCAACUGUUGAACAAAAUUAAGAUACUAUUUCAUUUUUAUCCCACUGGGUUUCCACACCUUUAGAAAAAAAAACUGGUUUAGUUUAUAUAAGUUCAUCGUCACAGUACGUGGUGUAAAGAAUGUGGAACUAAAGAAAAGUAUAUAUUUUUUCAUCUUACAAAGUCGGGGUUUUGUAAGUCGGGUUUAAUAUUUGGCCACUUCCAGGGAAGAAUACAUCCCAGAUAUGGGUUUUUUCCUCUCUUCAAAAGAGCAUGCUUGUGUACUCUGACCACCAUUUGGCGAUGAUCCUUUAUAUUUUUGAACGGCAAGCAAUGUCAUCUUCACCCUAUUUCCCACUUGUCAUCGCAUCAAUAAAAUACUACUGCCAUUCAUCGCAGAGGAGAACAGAUUUUCAUCUCUAGCCUGAGCGGGUGAUUACGUACUUGGAACGGUUGUCCCGACAAUAGGUCUCUGAAUCAACGCUACAAAUGUAAAUAGCUUAUCGCUAUCGCACGUCUGGGCUUUGCUGUUUUACAAUUUUGGUAUUUUACAAAUUCGAAAUCGUGCGUUACUCGGCAACAAAACGUUACAAUUUUAUAAACUAUACGUUUAGAGAACAAUGUGUUUUUUGGGAUUUGGAUUGUAAAUGUUUCAAAUCUGUGGAAUGUUGUGCUGGUUUUGUCGAACAUAGCAAUGCAAACAUUUAAAGUUGUGAUAAUCCAUGUGGUUUGUGUCCUUCGUUGCAGCACUAAUUACACGUGACACUGUUCGCGUGUUUGCACCCCUAAAAGCAUUUUAAAAAAUCGCGGUUUUAUGUGAUCCCCUUUUUGGUUGUAACAUUUUCUGUAUGCCAUAUGCCUUUUCGGGGCAAUGCCCCUUGAGCAUUGGAAACAUACGUGUAUGUAACUGCAGCUACAUACUUCAACUAAAUAGAUUUUUAAUUGAUUUUCUUGUCCUUUUAGACAUUUUUAUUCUUGUUUUUAGUUUUUUUCCUGUCGGGAAAAGCCACAGAUUUUUGGGACCGGC